Molecule: messenger RNA, 1425 nt
Organism: Leptidea sinapis
Lineage: Eukaryota; Metazoa; Arthropoda; Insecta; Lepidoptera; Pieridae
Product: histidine-rich glycoprotein-like
Exons: 2
Coding region: 87-1106 (339 amino acids)
Source: RefSeq, a predicted model, not a curated record
GCUGCGCAUCGAUUUGACACCUCAGUCGACCCUGUGAUCCUACGCAGAUAACUUUGUGUUUGCCGGACCAGUGAUGUAGUGUUAAAAUGUUUCCUCAAUUGAAAAUAUUAAUCUUGUCCAUAGCAGUUCUCAGUUGUGAAGCUCAUUUAAGAUUCCUCGGCGAUGCAGUCUCUAAUACUCAUGAUGCUAUACACUCCGCAUUUCAUGGAUUCGCUGAUGCUAUUCUUGGUAAGCAUGGACCUUCAAAACAUGAACAACCGGCUAAAAAAGAAGAAAUUGUGAUUAUAAUAAAGGAUGAAACCAAUUCAAAUAAUAGAGGGCCUUACGGCUCAGGCCCUCCCUCAUAUGGACAAUCACCAUAUGGGCCUCCACCAAAUGGACAACCACCAUAUUAUGGGCCUCCACCAAAUGGACAACUGUCAUAUGGGCCUCCACCAAAUGGACAACCACCAUAUGGGCCUCCACCGAAUGGACGACCACCAUAUGGGCAUCCACCUAAUGGACAACCACCUUAUGGGCCUCCGCCGAAUGGACAACCACCAUAUGGGCCUCCACCAAAUGGACCUCCACAUAACGGACGACCACAUUACGGACCUCCACCCAGUGGACCGCAAUAUUCCCACCCACCACCGCCACCUCAUGACUAUCAAAAUGGCGAUAGACCGUAUUACGGACAAAGACCCAACAAUGGCCCGCCACAAAACUUUAACAACGGCUAUAACCAACACGGAAGUUAUGGCAAUAAUCAGAAUGAUUUUAAUAACGGACAAGCUACGAAUGAAUAUUCAAAUAACAACCAAGGUAACAAUAAUUAUAAUAACCAACCCAAAAGAGACGACUAUCCAAACAAGAAUCCAAACAAUGGUUAUGAAAAUAACAAUGAAACUGAUAAGUGGACCACCAAAAGACCUGAUUCAGUUCCGAAUGAAGGGAAUAAGGGAUCUAAUGACAACGACAAUCCUACCUUUAUUCCACUUGACGACUACACGUACAAUGGAGACAAAAACACGGCAGAUCCUAAGCGUGAAACCAAUAAAAAAACAGAAGAGAAUGAAGACGAUUCAGAUGGUAGUGGUCUUAUAGAUAUAAGACUUAAAGCCAAAUAAAUAUAUAUAUGAAUAAUAAUAAAUAUAUAAAGAGUGAGACAAUUAAAUGAAUUUAGAAAAGGACUUUAAUGCAAGUGCAAUGAGAAAAUGAACUAAUUAAUCUGGAUAAGUACAAGACUGGACACUAGCAAUAAAAUAAUUUGGCUUCUUUCUUCCUUUUGGUUACAUUAACGUAAAAAAUUCUAAACAUAUCUAUUAUUAAGUUAUUACCUAACUAAAAAUAUUUUUUAAAGUGCAUAUUACCGAAUUUUUAUUGAUAAGUUAAUAUUUGUAUUUUUUAAUAAUUAUUUAGACAAUUAAAUGAGUAAUAGAACAACAA